Molecule: messenger RNA, 5101 nt
Organism: Oryza brachyantha (malo sina)
Lineage: Eukaryota; Viridiplantae; Streptophyta; Magnoliopsida; Poales; Poaceae
Exons: 2
Coding region: 92-4393 (1433 amino acids)
Biological process (GO): defense response to other organism
Source: RefSeq, a predicted model, not a curated record
UAGCUAGCCUGCGCCGGCAGGCGAGGAGGCAAGACCAAUAGCCGAAAACCACCACCACCAUCGAGCUAGCUGGCCGGAGCCAUCAUCAGCCAUGACAGAGCUGGCGGCUGGCGCCGUGAAAUCGCUGCUGGUGGUCAUCCGCAACGAGGCGGUGCUGCUGGGCGGCGUCCGUGACGACGUGCAGUUCAUCAAGGAGGAGAUGGAGAGCAUGAACAGCUUCCUGGCGCACCUGGCCCGUAGCGCGCCGGCCGGCGGCGAGCACGACGAGCAGGUGCGCACGUGGAUGAACCAGGUGCGGCUGCUCGCCCAGGACUGCAACAACUGCAUCGACCUCUACGUGUACAGCGGGAACCCGGAGAUCCACCGUGCCAAGGGCAGGCUCCGGCGCCACCUCUGGUGGGUUUACUGGUCGGUGCGCAAGAUGGUCGCGCAGCACCGCGCGGCCGUCCAGCUACGCCAGCUCAAGGACCGGGCGCGGGACGUCGGCGAGCGACGGCUGAGAUACGGCGUGGAGGUUCCAGCCAACUCAGUCUCAGUGCUAGGGCAGGCUGAUGCAACAGACGACUAUGCUAGUGGAGACGAUGAAGAAGACUACUAUGAAGAUCAACUUGCGGUGGCAACGGCGACCCAUCAUUCUGCUCGAAGGGCCGUCUUUGAUGCCCCUACUCUAGAUGACUAUGUGAAGAGGAAGCUAUUGACGUGGGAAGAAGAAACUCCUCAUGAAGCCAUCGAGACACAGUCCAUUGCUGUUGUGGCACCGGAUGCACAUAAUAAGGAAGUCCUUGCUCUUGCACAUGAAACAUUAGUUGCUCCAGGCUAUUACUACCGUCAUAGUAUCAUGGUCAAUAUCCCGGCGGUGCACCUCAAUUUUUUAUCGCUACGACCCAAGGAGGUCCUCUUCUACAUCUUGCGGGAGCUCAAGCGGGAAGAAGCAGCCGGAUCCAAGAAGCAGCCCACAGAUCAAGGUAAAUGGGAGGAGGAGGAUCCUGACCCAUGGCAAAAUUACUACAAAAAAUGCUGCAUUUACCGUAGCAAAAAAAGGGCGCUCCACAAAAUCAAAAGGAGAAUAGAGAAGAUGAAUAUUUAUGAAAGGCUUGAGAAGAUGAAGAGUGAUAUUCAAGAUGGACAACAGAAGAGAGAGAAGCAACCGUUGCUUCAGCUACGAAAGAAGGGUGUGGAUCAAGUAGACCUACCUGUACUCAUUCAACUGUUGCUGCUCCAGUCUCAACAAGACCAAGCAAAGAACAAAUCAGUAGACAUGCAUAAAUUACCAGAGUGGAACGACAACAUCAUCACAAAAAUAGCCAUGAGGCUUAAGGAGUAUAUGGAAGUAGAUGAAAGCAGAAGCAAGCAAGGAGGUGGAGAAGGAGAGAACAAGGGAGAGGAAAACGAUCGUGAAAAAGAGAAAGAAGAAGGAGAAGAAGAGAAUAAGGAGGAGCAAGAGGAUAGGAAUGAGGGUAAGGAGAAAAAAGAGGGAGGAGAAGGACAACACACGAAGGAGAAGGAGCAGCACAAGAAGCAGGAACAUGAGCAGGAUCAGGAGGUGGAGAAAGAAGAAGAAAGGAAGGUGGAGGAGCAGAAUAGUGAGGAAACAAAGAGGAAAGGGAAAAAAGAAGAACAAGUAGGAGAGGAGGAAGAGGAAGAAAAGAAAGAACAAAAUGAUGAAGAUGAGGAUGAUGAUGAUGAUGAUGAUGAUGAUGAGGAGGAGGAGGAGGAAGAAGAAGAAGACAACCCGAUUCAUCUUCAUGUAGCUCAAUAUGCACAGAUUCUACGAGAAGUGUUCCCAAAGAUCGCCAGUAGCAAGGCUCAGCAGCAAGACAAAUUGGCUGCCAAGCAAGCAACAAAGGUUGUAACGACUACAUUGGACGAGGACCAAAUCAAACAAAUGAUCAACGAGGCUAAUCAAGAUGUCUUAAGGCAGAUCCAGGGAGGCAAAUCCGAUAAGAAUCAAGCAAAAGGUGAACUUGAUGUUCCACCAGAUAAGAAUCAAGCAACAGUUGAAUAUGCAGGUGUUCCAGAUCAGAAUGAAGAGGCUUGUUUUGAAGAAAUAGAACAGAAGAUUGAAGAAAUCAAACAGGAAUUUAAAGAGCAGCUAAAAAUAAAAGGGAUCGUGGACAAGAUCAAACAUCACUUGACCGAGUACAUGAUCAAACAUGAUUUAGAGAAUGAGUGCCCCCUCAUUAUCCUAAAAGUUGACAAGAUGAUGGAUGGAUCUAGAUGGGAGGAGAUUAGAAAGGCUUUGAGCUUAUUGGAAUGCAGUGCCGAUGCACUGAUCUUCACUACAGAGAGCACCAAACAAGCUAAAGGAUAUUGCUAUCCACCACGAGAGCCUAUAGAUUAUUCUCUUGUUGGUCUCUACCAUUACACGGUUCUCAGGCUUACUAGCAAGCAGAAGAAUACAGAAAAUUAUGACCCUCAGAUUUUCCGUGACAUCUUGGAGGGGUGUAAAGGGCAUGAAUUCUGCAUGAAGGUCUUUACGCAUGCUUUGUAUACUAACCCCAAGAGGAGUAAUGAAGAGUUAAGGAAGUUGUAUAGUACCCUACAGGAUUCACAAAAAUCAUUCGACACCAUAGCCAAGAAGAUGUUCAUGUACUCUUACAAUGAUCUGCCUAAAGAAUACAAGUCAUGCUUGCUGUACCUAGCUAUCUUCCCCAAGGGACAAAAGAUCAGGCGGUCAACCUUGAUUGGACGAUGGGUUGCAGAGGGGUUGACAUUUAAGGAAGAUUGGCCUAGUUCUGUGCAUGAGGCAAAUCGAUGUUUUUAUGCUCUCAUCCGUCGGUGGCUUGUUUGUCCUGCUGAUAUUAGUGCCAUGGGAAAGGUCAAGAGCUGUGUGGUAGGUGAUCCAGUUCAUGGGUUCAUUACCGCAAUUGCCAGAAAACAACAUAUUGUGGAGACACGCCUAUCACACCACUUGGCUCGCCACUUCUCCAUUUUUAAUGAUCUCCGACUUCGUAGCUCUGAUGGAAUUCAGACAUUCUUGCAAAGCCUCUCUCAAUCAUCUCGAGUAUCGCUACUCAAGGUGCUAGAUUUAGAAGGUUGUCAAUGCUUUGGUGGCAAGAACCAACGGUACCUCAAGGACAUAUGCAGCAAGAUGCUACUACUUAAGUAUCUAAGCCUAAAGGGAACAGAUAUUACCCAGCUGCCCAGUGAAAUCAACUGCCUCCGUGAGCUAGAGGUAUUGGAUAUCCGAGAAACCAUGUUGCCUACAAAUGCAACAGUUAAUGUCCUACUCUUGAAGCUAAAGCGUCUACUUGCUGGCCGCACUGAUCCAAAUCCAAGAAAUUUUCGCACUAGCGUCCGGAUUCCUUCCAGGAUAGACAAGAUGGUAAGCAUAGAGGUACUAUCUAAUGUUAAGGCACAACACCGUGAUGAUUUGGAAGAUAUUGGAAAGCUAUGGCAGUUGAGGAAGCUAGGUGUGGUUAUUAAUGAUAAGAAAAGUCACAUUGAGAGUUUUCUUAAAGUGAUAUGUGAUCUACAUGAGUGCCUCCGUUCUCUAUCCAUCACUAUUCUCGCACACACAGUAGAAGGUACUUGUUCAAGCCCAGAGUUACCAAAUGAUAUUGGCUCUAGCCUAGAUUACCAUCCCAAGAUUCUUGGGAGUCUAACCAUCAGUGGAGCCAGACAUAUUUUUCCAUUGUUGAUCAAAGGUGGUAACAAGAAGCUUGCCAAGGUAACUCUAAGUGGCACCCCGCUGAACCAAAAUGAUCUGAAUGUCCUCGCCAAGCUACCCACGUUACAGUGUGUCAGGCUCCGGCACAUUUCAUACUCCGAGAGCGAGCUCAUCUUCAAGAAAGAAGAUUUCAAAUGUCUCAACUACCUUCUUAUCGAGGGUUCUAACUUGAUUAAAAUCGCUUUUGAGGUCCGAGCAGCCUGUGAGCUCAAGAAGAUGGUUUUAUCUUCCACCUGCAUAGAGUCUAUUUCUGGGGUUGAUGAGCUUCCAAAAUUCGAAGAGCUUGAGUUGAGCAACAUCAGCUGUGGAAGGUUGCUAUCGUCAUUUCAAAAUGCCAAACAUAUAUCCAAGCUGACUCUUCGUGGUAUAUUGCUAAAGCAAGAUGAUCUGCAAAUCAUCUCCAAUAAACUGAACAUACGUUGCCUAGUGCUCUUGGACAACUGUUUUGACACAAGUCAGAACCAGAUCACCUUCCCAAAUGAAGAGUUCAUAUGGCUCAAACUUCUUAUUGUUGACGGCUCUGUCAUCACCAAGGUUGACUUCACCAGCGGAUCAGCUCCAAGGCUAGAGAAGAUUGUCUGGUCACCUUUCACAUCUCUCUCAGGCAUCGACAACCUUCCUAGAUUGAAGGAGCUCGAGUUCAAAGGAUACCCUGUCCCAGAUGAGGUGAAAAAAGCCGUUGAAAAGAACGGAAGGAUAAAUCUUAAACAUAAUAAACCAUAAACUUGGAAGACCCGACAAAACGGAGGUGAACAAGAGGACGAAGACAAUUCUGGAAGAAACAGGUUUGUGUGUGCUAGUGUGUUUAUUUCUUUAUGAUGUGCGUCAGCGUGCCUUUUAUGUUCUGCGUGAUGGAAUAAUUCUUGCUUUCUGCUCUGUCUUUCUUCCUUACUCUGUUUCACGGUUCGAGUCAGUGUAAGCUCGAGGCUUGCUUGUUCAAGCCGGAGCGAGUCCUUACCUAAGUUGGCGCGGCAUGCACGCCGGCGUGUGUGGGAUGGCACACGAUGCAGGUGGGCAUGGCGGGCGAGUUAGUAAUGUCGUUGGCGCGGCGUCGCGUGCGUAGUGGCAUCAAGGCCGCGAUUUCGUUUGUGUAUUAGCUGUGUGAAGUUUCAAGGCAGUCCAGAAAAUGCUGCCGCUUGGCAGCACCAAAAACUCUCUUCCUCUUCGAGUUCUUCGGUUCCUCGUCAAAGUUCAGAGCGAGUUCUUUUAUCUGGCUUGCUUGCUUGUGACAGUGUGACACUGCUUGUGUUUCAACUGAGUGUGUUCAGUUACUUGCUAUGCGUUAGUGCCUUGUGCCUCUGAUAAUCUGACUGUGGCUAAAAUGCUCCUGUCUAUGCUGGGAUUUCCACUUGUGCGGUUGUUUUCAUUUAUCGAACACCAUAUGCAUUUAUGUACAUUUUUGUGUAAUGGUAAGUGUAAACAUUUGCGUAC